Molecule: messenger RNA, 1347 nt
Organism: Pyrenophora tritici-repentis Pt-1C-BFP
Lineage: Eukaryota; Fungi; Ascomycota; Dothideomycetes; Pleosporales; Pleosporaceae
Product: Glyco-hydro-28 multi-domain protein
Biological process (GO): carbohydrate metabolic process
Molecular function (GO): polygalacturonase activity
Source: RefSeq, a predicted model, not a curated record
AUGCGCGUCACCGAGGUAUUAGCAUAUGCUCUGCUGCAGGCGUCGAUAGCCUUUUCUACACCCCUUGAUGCGCGGGAUGUGAAAGUCGUCGCGUCCAAACGUCCAAGUCAUCCAGCACACCCUUACCACCCGAAAAAGACAUGCCCAGAGUCGCCUCCGCGGUCAAAGACAUGUGAAGUCCGAGCUCUGGGCAAUGGCAAAGAUGAUUCCAAGAACAUCCUCAAGGCUAUCAAGAAGUGCAACAAUGGUGGCCAUGUGGUUUUCCCUAAGAACCAGCAUUUCACCAUUGGAACUGCCUUGGACCUCACCUUCCUCAACAAUAUUGAUCUUGAUAUCCAGGGAACUAUUCAGUUCACCAACGACACGGAUUACUGGCAAGCCAAUUCGUUCAAGCAGAUUUACCAAAAUGCCACUACUUUCUUCCAGCUCGGCGGCCAAGACAUCAAUGUCUACGGAGGAGGCACACUAGACGGUAACGGCCAAGCCUGGUACGAUCUAUACGCCAAGGAUAUCUACAUCCUGCGACCCAUUCUUUUCGGUCUCAUCGGCGCGGAGAAUACCAAGAUCUCGGAUCUGAACUUUCGAUACAGCCCCCAAUGGUACACAUUCGUUGCCAAUUCCAGCAACGUUGUGUUUUCCAACAUCGACAUCUUCGGAGACAGCACGAGCAAGAACCCUGCUAAGAACACCGAUGGCUGGGACACAUAUCGCUCAGACAGUGUUGUCAUUCAGAACUCACACAUUAACAACGGCGAUGACUGCGUUUCUUUCAAGCCGAACAGCACCAACAUCAUUGUACAAAACCUGAUCUGUAACGGUAGUCACGGCAUCAGUGUCGGUAGUUUGGGCCAGUACCCCGGCGAGAUCGACCUCGUUGAGAACAUCUAUGUCUACAACAUCAGCAUGUCCGAUGCUUCAGAUGGUGCACGUAUUAAGGUUUGGCCCGGCGCUUCCUCCGCUCUCUCCGGCGAUCUCCAGGGCGGAGGUGGCGGCGGUGCAGUCAGAAACAUUACCUAUGACGGCAUGGUUAUCAAGAAUGUGGACUAUGCCGUUGAAAUCACCCAGUGCUACGGGCAGAAGAACCUCACUCUUUGCAAUCAGUUCCCUUCGAACCUAACCAUCUCCGACGUCACUAUCAAGAACUUCAAGGGUACUACCAGCAAGAAGUACGACCCGCUCGUUGGCUAUGUUGUGUGCUCUAGUCCGUCUGUGUGCUCAAACAUUAACAUUCAGAAUGUGAAUGUCACGAGCCCAAGUGGCACGAAUCAGUUCACUUGCUCGAAUGUUGGGGGCAUUGAGAAGCAGGUCAACUGCACGGGUGCUGGUGGAAAAGGCGGGCACUCAUAG